UUUAAUACCGUUGUGUCAAAGAAGAAGAACAAGAGCACAACAAGAAGAGAAAGAAGGAGAAAAAGAUUAGCGGUUUUAAAGCGACCCUGUAUUAUGUGAUGUCUUCUGCAUUUCGUGAUCAUUAAGUGGUAAAUUAUUUUAUUUAUUCAUAACUUUUGCGAUACGAUUCGUGAUGAGAGAUAGCUCAGUGAAAGCGGUUGAGUUUAAAGAGCCUGUAUGAUCGUUUCCGGAAGUGCUGCAAAAACAUCUAAUAUUCAUCUCGAGAAGAUUUUAUGAAGGUUUUUUAAUUGUGCCGAGGAAAAAAAUCUUUAUUGUAUGAUUCAUGAAUUUUUUAAAGCACACACAGCAGCUUAAAUCACAACAGGGGUCAGUAACCUGUCAAAACCUACGAAGAUGUUCGGCUUUUCUCGGCUUUCUGCCGAAGGGAAAGUGGGCGUGGCUACCGGCGUAGUGUUCUUCUCUAUGCUCAUAUCCCGAACCGUGCUGUCGGAGCGCGUGGACGUGGGUACGCGCGCGCGGUUGUUUCGGGCUCAGUUUCUUUUGUUGAUCAACUCUCUGCUGCUCCUCGGCUCUCUCUACAUCUGGAAGCACGUGGUGACGCGGCUGUGCGGCGCGAGACUCCCCGCAGCCUCAGGUGCGUCAGCGCGCGCCUGGCCGCACAGAUGUUGGCGCGCGGCUGUGCUGCUGUUCCUCGUGCUCGCUCACUGCAGCUACCUGAGCAUGUUUUACCUGGUGGGCACGGAACCUCACUGGCUGUCUUUGCUGAGCUUCAGCUGCCUGGGUGUUUAUGUCAUCCUGCUGUUCCUCCUCAUGGUGUUCGGCUUCGCCAACCGCAUGCUCCAGAUGUUCUGCAAGGGUUCUGUGGUGGCGGUGAGCAGCUCAGGCAGACAGACGGUGCUUGCUUUAAUGAUGACCGUGAUGUUGGCUGCGUACGGGCUGUUCAACGGCGCACAGCCACCGCAGGUGGUGGAGGUGGAGGUUCCUCUGGAGAAACUGCCCGCUUCGAUGGACGGCCUCAAGGUGGUGCUGCUCUCAGAUAUCCAUUUAGGGCCAACGGUCGGGCGCUCACAACUGCAGCGCAUUGUCACCAUGGUCAAUCAGCUAGAACCAGAUGUGGUGGUGAUUGUAGGUGAUUUGACCGACUCUCAGGUGACCCGAUUGAGGAUGGCUGCAGAACCACUGGCUCUCCUCAGACCUCGACUCGGCUCGUACUUUGCGACAGGGAACCAUGAGUACUACACCGCUGAUGUGGACGGCUGGUUUGAGUUCCUGCGCUCGAAGGGAAUAGAACCUCUUCACAACAGCCAUGCUCGAGUGUCCAGACCCGGACAGACGCAGGACUGGUUCUGUCUCGCUGGAAUCGACGACCUGGAAGCUAGCAUGCUGCGGUAUCCUGGUCACGGUAUGGAUGUGGAGAAAGCUGUGAGCGGCUGCAGUGAAGAACGUCCGAUCGUUCUCCUGGCUCAUCAACCUCACGCUGCUAAACAAGUGCUCCAGCAAAGACCAGACAUCAGCUUAGUGCUGUCAGGUCACACUCACGCUGGUCAGCUCUUCCCUCUCACUAUCCUGGCGUUCCUGGUCAAUCCGUACUUCUGUGGACUUUACCGUGUCUCCGAGCACACUUUGAUCUACGUUACUCCUGGAACGGUUUAUUACGGCAUUCCGAUGAGAAUCGGCAGCCGUGCGGAGAUCACACAGAUCACACUGAGAUCUGCCUGAGUGUCCGCACACACACACACACACACACACACUGUAUGCUAGAAGAUGCCACUAAAAAUAACAGCACUUUUUUUAAAGGUUGUUUGCGUCAUAUAUAACCCAUAAUAUGAUGUCAUAACGAUUUGUCGUCUCUUUUCUCACCAGAUCACUUUUAUCAUUUUCUCAUGAAUGACCCUACAUUUGAGCAACAAAGCUACACUUUUUCUCAAUUCUAUGCAAAUUAGGUUUGACAUAAGGACUAAAGGAGGCAUCAGAUUUAAAGGAUUCCUCCGCCCAUAUCCAGACAGCGAGGUGAUGGAGCAGGUAGAGAUCCUGAUUUCAGUCCUGACCUCAGGUUAUGCUCCAUGUUCUCCUUGUGUCUAUGUGGGUUCUCCGGUUUCCUCCCAGCUCCAACAAACUGUUGUAGUCGGAUUUAUGAUGCGGAAUUGCCUCUGUAUGUAGAUGUGUGUGUGUGCAUGAAUUCCCACCUCACACCCAGCUUUCCCGGGAAAACUGAAUCUGUGGCUCGGACGAAGUGUUUACUGAAGAUGAAUGAAAGAACGAAUGACCUAUGUGUCUAGGAAUAUUCUCAAAUCAUACAAUUUCUUCAUUUCCUUGACUUUAUCUCAAAACCAAUAACAGUAACAUCCGGUCAUUUCUGUUCGAAUGAAACCAGAUCAUUUUUAGGGUCAGUGUGUUGUCCAGACUGUCUCUAGCUACCUGGACUACACAGAGUACACUCAUGAUGUCACAUUCAGACUUAAUUCUUCAGUCAGGGUUUUUGAGUAUAUUAGUUAGGAUUAUUUAAUUUCCAUGGGUUUGAUGUAUAGGAUAUAAUUAUUGUUUAUUAUCGCUAAUUUUAUUAAAUAAUUUUCACAUGACUGACA
Molecule: messenger RNA, 2585 nt
Organism: Hemibagrus wyckioides
Lineage: Eukaryota; Metazoa; Chordata; Actinopteri; Siluriformes; Bagridae
Gene: tmppe
Product: transmembrane protein with metallophosphoesterase domain
Exons: 5
Coding region: 394-1719 (441 amino acids)
Molecular function (GO): hydrolase activity
Source: RefSeq, a predicted model, not a curated record